AUGCCCAUCAGUGUCUUAGGUAACUCAUACAACACGGCUCAUAAAAGUCUUCAGCGAACUCUCAAGAAACUCAAGAAGGACGAAGAGUAUCAGAGUUUGUACUUCAAGUUCAUGAGUGAGUACGAGCAACUCAAUCACAUGGAGAAGGUCUCAUCGCACCCAUCAACAGGUGCCGUUCACUAUUACCUGCCUCACCAUGGGGUGCUCAAACCUGACAGCGUAACAACCAAGCUGCGGGUUACGUUCUCAUGUGGAUUCGUGGUCAUCAGUACAUCUUCACCACUGAUAUCACGAAGAUGUAUCGUCAAAUCAGAGUGCACCCAGAGGAUUGGAAUUUGCGACGCAUUCUGUGGAUUGACGAGAAUCUCAAUGAAUCUCAGGUACUUUCUCACCACGGUCACAUAUGGAACGAAAGUUACUCCAUUCAUAUCAGUACGAACUCUUCUACAACUGGUUGAAGAUGAAGGGCAUCGAUUUCCACUCGCUGUGCCAUCAAUCACUCGGGGAAGAUACGUCGACGAGAUCUUUGGUGGCGCCGAUUCAGUGGAGCAGCUCAUCAAGAUUGCUCAUCAGCUAAAAGAUCUCUGUCACGCGGGCGGAUUUCCUCUUGCAAAGUGGCACUCUAAUCGUCCAGGGCUGCUAAGCGUAAUCUCAUCGAUCGACUCGGUCAGCUCUUCCAUCUCACUUGACGAUUGCGCAACCAAAUUACUCGGAUUACGGAGGUCACCUCUUCAGGAUGUCUUCACCUUCUCAGUCAUCUCAGCCUCUCAUUACGAUCGGCUCACAAAACGCCUCAUCCUAUCUGAAGUGGUUCAGAUAUUCGAUCCACUUGGUUUUGUCUCGCCGGUUGUAAUCAGAGCCAAGAUGCUUCUCCAAGAACUGUGGCUCUGCAAACUCAACUGGUACGAUUCACUGCCGUUUCAGGUCACCUCAAGAUGGCUCAACAUCAGAAAGGAUCUCACAAGCCUGGCCAGGCUCUCAAUUCCACGGUGGUACAACACAAACAGUGACUCAACGAUCAUGCUACCCGGCUUUUCUGAUGCAUCUCAACUUGCAAUGGCUGCAGUCAUCUACCUGGUAGUAGAUACACCGUCCACGGGUGCCAUGGCCUCACUCAUUUGCUCAAAAACGAAGGUAGCACCACUCAAGAAACUCACAAUCCCGAGGUUAGAGCUCACAGCAGCGCUGCUACUUGCAAAACAAAUGAAACAUGUCUAA
Messenger RNA from Ooceraea biroi (clonal raider ant), 1218 nucleotides. RefSeq lists its product as uncharacterized. The record is from RefSeq and is a predicted model, not a curated record. Lineage: Eukaryota; Metazoa; Arthropoda; Insecta; Hymenoptera; Formicidae.